AUGUCGCACAUUGAUGAAGAUGAUAUCGGUGGACAAUUAAACGACAACAUGGAUGAAGAUGUCAACGCUGUUGUUCAGCCGUCUCAUUUAUCUCGUUUGCAACAAUAUGCUAAUAUGUUGGAGUUUCAACGCCAACAACUUAUGCAUGUUCAUGAAACAUUUCAGUUUAAUCCACCUAUGACACGAAUCCGGUAUAGGCAUUCUACGUACAACGGGGAGGACUGGAUUAGUGAACUCCUCAUGGGGCACGAUGGAAGAUUCUACGAUGCAAUGAGUAUGAACAAGAACGUUUUCAAAUUGCUUUGCAAAAAAAUAAAACAAACGGGUUGUCAUGGUGAUGCAAUACAACAAAAGAUCCGCAUCCAAGAAAGUGUUGCAAUGUUCUUGCAUACGAUAAAAGGACACCAAAGACAUCGACAUGCUGCGGAGACAUUUCGACGAUCUACAGAGACGAUUAGUAAUCAUGUACAUAUCAUGAUCACUGCUCUUCGCACACUGGCUCCCACAUACAUAAGUCCUCCGGAUUUUACUCGUGUUCCUCAAUGGAUACGAAAGAAUCGAUAUCUACAUCCAUACUUUAAGGAUUGCAUCGGUGCCAUCGACGGAACCAUCAUACCGGCUUGGAUUCCUGAAGAAGAUCAUGGGAAAUACAGAUGCCGAAAAGGUCACUUGUCCCAAAACGUUAUGGUCGCGUGCGACUUUGAUUGCAAGUUCACUUACGUUUUAGCGGGAUGGGAAGGCAGUGCAAAUGAUGCUCAUAUUUUUGGUGAAACAUUGACAAACCCCACAAAUACUUUUCCGUGGCCACCAGAGGGAAAAUAUUAUGUGGUCGACUCAACCUAUGCCAAUGUCCCGGGAUUCCUGUCACCUUACCGUGGUGAUAGGUACCAUCUCCCGGAGUGGAUUCGCUCUAAUCAAACACCUAAAAAUGCGAGAGAGCUCUUUAACAGACGUCAUGCCACUGUCCGUAAUGUGGUUGAACGUACCUUUGGAAUAUUGAAAGGUAAGUUCCCCAUUAUAAAAGGCCUAAUGCCAAACUACACGACUGAGUUCCAAAAAGACAUAGUUAUCGCAUGUUGUGUUGUACACAGUUUCAUCUUUGAGCACCAAAAGUUCAAGAACGUACCGCCGGCCAUUCUAAACCCAGAUUACAUACCAGAACCAGAUGAAGAUGACCAUACAAUGCCUUUGAUGACAACUUUAGAUACCUCUAAUGUUAGUGUGCGUGAACAGUCUGGUUUGCGCGAUUUGAUUGCUUCCGCCUUAUGGGCCGAUCAAGGGGCAGACGUCGGUAGUUGCUAUUAUGUUUUAUUUAUUACUGGUGUAUUCCAAAUUUUAAAGACAACUAUUAUGGGUUUUAAUAUUGUUGCGAGACUUUCGACACAAGUAUGCCUUGUCUUGUUUCCUAAUUAA
Messenger RNA from Striga hermonthica, 1413 nucleotides. The record is from the annotation of a GenBank genome assembly. NCBI's taxonomy places the organism in Eukaryota, Viridiplantae, Streptophyta, Magnoliopsida, Lamiales, Orobanchaceae.